Molecule: messenger RNA, 621 nt
Organism: Penicillium oxalicum
Lineage: Eukaryota; Fungi; Ascomycota; Eurotiomycetes; Eurotiales; Aspergillaceae
Product: mitochondrial 54S ribosomal protein mL61
Exons: 2
Coding region: 1-621 (206 amino acids)
Cellular component (GO): mitochondrion
Molecular function (GO): structural constituent of ribosome
Source: RefSeq, a predicted model, not a curated record
AUGGUUAACUUGUUUAAGCGCAUGCGCAAGCUGAAGACUAUCCUCGAUAUCCGAACUGGUGUCGGUGCCGCUAUUUUCCCCAAUCCUACCUCCGCCACGAAAGAGUUUCCUCCUGUCACUCGCCUACACCUCACAUACGCCCGAAAGAUCUACAAUGGUCACCAGGGUGCCCGUCACUUCUGGCGCAAUUGUCUUCCUCGUCUCAAGUACCACAACCCAGCUGUUCGAAUGACGGUGCAACAAACAGAAGACCAGAGCUUGACACCGUCCUUGACGAUUUACUUUGCCGAGCGAUUGAGCAGCACUGCGCCAGCGAUUGUUGGCUCCAAGAAAAUCACAGACAUGCAUGCUCCAGCUCCCGAGAGCAGCGAGAAGACUGCCGUCGUGGAUUUGAAGGACCUCACCUAUAAGGAGAUCUGGACUCGGGUACAGGCGGCGACUGGGGCAGAAGAGGUCCCUGCUUCUGCGGAGGAUGAGGCAGAGCGGAAACGGUUGGAUGCAAUCACGGCGAAGGCCGGCAAGGAUCGUGAGCGUAUACAAGGCAUUCGCCAGGCCAAGAAGGACCAAGAGCGGAUGUUGGCUGAGGCCCGCGGUGAGAUCGAGAAGAUGAAGGAGCUGUAA